Molecule: messenger RNA, 1371 nt
Organism: Cyphellophora europaea CBS 101466
Lineage: Eukaryota; Fungi; Ascomycota; Eurotiomycetes; Chaetothyriales; Cyphellophoraceae
Exons: 2
Coding region: 1-1371 (456 amino acids)
Biological process (GO): glycolytic process; intracellular glucose homeostasis; glucose 6-phosphate metabolic process
Cellular component (GO): cytosol; mitochondrion
Molecular function (GO): ATP binding; D-glucose binding; fructokinase activity
Source: RefSeq, a predicted model, not a curated record
AUGGGAUCAGUAUCGACUAAUCUCGCAGACGCUAUCGAAAGGCUCGAUCAGCUCUUCUCGGUGAAUCAGAAAACGCUCAAAGAGAUAUGUCAACGUUUCCAGGAGGAACUCGAGGAUGGACUUGCUGCGAAUGGCCGCAAUAUCCCAAUGAAUGUCACCUGGGUGCAGGCUCUCCCCACUGGCAAGGAGACUGGGUCAUUCUUGACCAUCGAUCUUGGCGGAACAAACAUCCGAAUCUGCUGGAUUACCCUUACUGGCGGUAGUGUUGACGCUAAGAUCAAGCAGCAGCAGUAUCAAGUCGGAGAUGGAAUCAAAUCCGGCAAUGCAGAGGAGUUGUGGGAUUUUGUGGCGGGCUCACUAGAGGCGUUCAUCAGAGACCAGAACCUAGACGGAUCCCAGGGGGAUCCCUUACCGCUUGGAUUUACAUUUUCAUACCCUGCUUCACAAGACAAGAUUGAUCACGGUGUGUUGCAAACUUGGACCAAGGGCUUCGACAUCAAAGGUGUUGAGGGCAAAGACGUAGUUUUGCAGCUGAAAGAUGCGAUGCAGAAGAAGAAGUUGCCUGUGAAGCUUGUAGCGUUAGUCAACGAUACAACAGGUGCUUUGAUUGCUUCUCAUUACAGCGAUAGCGAGACCAUAAUAGGAGCAAUCUUCGGCACGGGAUGCAAUGCCGCCUACAUGGAGAACACAUUCUCGAUUCCGAAGUUGAAGCAUGCACCUUCGGGCGGACGCAUGGCCAUCAACUGUGAGUAUGGUGCUUUCGAUAACGAUCACAAGGUUCUGCCUAGAACACAGUACGACAAGCAAAUCGAUGCCCAGUCACCUAGGCCCGGCGAGCAGGCUUUCGAGAAGAUGAGCGCUGGCCUUUAUCUAGGAGAAAUUUACCGACUCGUUCUGCUAGAUCUGCAUGAGCAGGGUGUAAUCUUGCAGAAUCAGGACAUAUCAAAAUUGCAGGCACCGUAUAUUCUAGAUACCGGUUUUCUCUCGGGACUAGAGAACGACGAGUCUCCAGGCCAGAAGGACUCUUUGAAGCAGUUCAAGGACAUACUCGGCGUCGAGCCAUCAAAGGAGGAGCUAGCUGCGCUUCAGCAUCUCGCACAGACGGUAACUGUCCGUGGCGCACGGCUGUGCGCUUGCGGAGUAGGGGCGAUCUGCAUGAAGACGGGCAUCAAGAAGGGCCAUAUUGCUGCCGACGGGUCCGUUGCGAACAAGCAUCCCAAAUUCAAGGACCGAUGGUCGGAGGCUCUGGGUGAGAUUCUCGAUUGGCAAGAUGGCGAAACUCCCAUCACCAUGACUUCGGCAGAGGACGGGUCUGGGGUUGGGGCCGCGGUGAUUGCAGCAUUGGCGCUCGAGCAUCGGUGGGGAGACUGA